AUGGAAGCUACUUCCAAGCAAAACCAUGUCAGUGUAUUCAACAAAGAUACUCACUUCACUCUCUUAUCAAACUAUCUCCUUUCAAGAUGCACUCUCUUCCAUUUUCUUCUUCUAUAUUUUCUCCUCCUACUUUGUUUCCUUCUAAAAAAAUUGUUCUCAAAUCCCUCUCCUAUUUACCUCAUUGAUUUCUCAUGUCUUAAACCACCAAGCUCUUGUAGAACACCUUCCUCAACAUUUCUUGAAAACGCUUCUUUGUCUGAAUCAUGUCUCGAUAACGAAACCAUAGCUUUCAUGAAAAAAAUCCUUCAUUCCUCAGGCCAAAGUGAAGAGACUUGUCUCCCUCCUUCCUUACACUACAUUCCACCAAGAACUCAUCAUACUGAAUCCAUCAAAGAAGUUCACAUGGUUCUUUUCCCUAUCAUGGAUGAUCUUUUCGAAAAAACCAACCUUUCACCUUCUGAUAUAAACAUACUUAUCUUCAACUGCGGCGGAUUUUGUCCCUCGCCUUCUUUAACAUCUAUGAUCGUUAACAAAUAUUCUAUGAGAAGUGACAUUAAAACCUAUAAUAUCUCUGGCAUGGGAUGUAGUGCUAGUGCCCUUUGUAUUGAUUUGGCUUACAAUCUUCUUAGAGUGAACAAAAACUCUAAUGCUAUUGUUCUAAGCGCGGAGAGUUUGUCGAAUGAUUGGUAUAGAGGUAAAGAAAGAUCCAAGUUGCUUCUCAACUGUCUCUUUAGGAUGGGAAGUGCAGCAAUUCUUCUGUCAAACAAAAAAGAAGCAAGUAAAACCGCAAAAUACAAGCUAAUUAGGACACUUAGAACACAAAGAGCCUUUGAUGAUAAGGCUUAUUUUUCUGCUACAAAGGAAGAAGAUUCAGAUGGAAAACUUGGGUUUACACUUAAUAGAAACAUACCUGAGGUAGUUGGUGAAGCACUUGUUUCAAAUAUUUCCAUUUUGAGUUCUCAAAUGUUGUCAAUUUAUGAGAAAAUUUGGUAUAUUGUUUCUGUGAAAAGACAUAAGUUUAUAAAACCUGAUAUAAAGAGAGUGAUAGAUCAUUUCUGUUUACCUUAUGGUGGAGCUUUGAAAGAAGUAGGAAAAAAGUUGAAUCUUGGUGAGAGAGAGAUUGAAGCUGCUUUGAUGACACUGCAUAGGUUUGGAAAUCAAUAUUCUUCAUCAUUGUGGUAUCAACUUUGUUACUUGGAAGGCAAGGAAAGAGUACAUAAAGGGGAACAAAUUUUGGUACUUGGAGUUGGAAGUGGGACUAAGUGUUGCAGUGUGGUUUUGAAGUGUAUUAGGCCAAUAUUUGGUGAGGCUCAUAAGGGACCAUGGUUUCAUUGCAUUCAUCAAUACCCUACAUAUUAG
This is a messenger RNA of Vicia faba (fava bean), 1359 nucleotides long. NCBI's taxonomy places the organism in Eukaryota, Viridiplantae, Streptophyta, Magnoliopsida, Fabales, Fabaceae. The record is from the annotation of a GenBank genome assembly.